AUUAUUGUUUAGUUUCAUGCAACUUAUCGGCCGUUUCUUGUUGCCAUAAGUAAAAAUACGUGCCUAUGAAACAUUCCGUAACCUCAAAUGAAGAACCAUCAAUCCAUCGCCGAAAACUUACAUCUAAGGGGCACGGAUACGCGGCGGGCAUCGCCAGCGCCGUCACGACUACGAUGACCUAUCCCCUAGACCUCAUAAGAACCAGGUUUCAAGUUCAGGGUAAAAAGAGUAUUCACUUAAGAUAUAAGAGCACAAUUCACGCUUUCAAAAACAUCGUGCAAAGGCAGGGUAUCAGAGGCCUUUAUGAGGGCAUAGUUCCAGCUCUGAUUGGUGCAUCUAUGUCUUGGUCUCUAUACCUGUAUGGUUACACAAACUUAAAAAAUCGAGCAGAGAAAAGCGGUCACACAGGCACCACCUCCACCCUAAUAAUUGGAACGAUCGUUGGCGCCGUUCUGGCACCAAUCACCAAUCCGAUAUGGGUAGUCAAAACCAGACUACAGCUUCAAUAUGUCAAUUGCGUGCCUCCAGGAACGGCCAAACACUACAAUGGGAUGAUCGACGCUUUUAGAAAGAUUUGGGCAGAAGAGGGUUUCAGCGCGUUCUACAAAGGCCUCGUACCAUCCAUCAUAUCGAGCUAUCACGGCGCCGUGCAGAUAUCCACUUAUGAUGCUAUAUCUAGAUGUUUAGUCGCUGGCAACCCAGAUAGAUCCAUUCGCGGCUGGGAGGCAUUCUUCGCUGGCGGUUUCUCGAAAAUCCUGGCUACCAUCUCCACUCAGCCCCUAUCUGUCAUCAAAGCGAGGUUACGGGAACAAAACGUCCAUGUGGUUUCGAGUGACCACUACAGCGGCUUUUUCGACGCUGUCGUUAAAACUUAUAAACACGAGAAAUUAAUCGGAUUUGCUGGUGGAUUCUCACAGGCCAUUCAACGCAUGGCGUUUAAUUCAGCCCUGUUUUUCUACCUGGUAGAAACGCUGAGAAACAUCUUUCGAAACUUUGAUCUAAUGUGCGAGCCGGCAGACUAGAGACCAUUUCAGAAACAAUGUGUCAUCCAUGGCGGUAAAUCAAUUCGGUCGGCGACCCCUGAAACCGAAAAUCGGUACGAAGUGCUGUUCGAUAAAUGGCGGUCUGGUCUUUCGACUCCGCCUUCUCUGACUCGUCUGACUUGACGUAUCUGCUUCUCGCAAUAUGCUGCCACACCUUGUUGUCACUCUAAAUAGUUACUAUAUAAAACAACGCGUAACGCCUUUCAU
This is a messenger RNA of Schistocerca gregaria, 1250 nucleotides long. RefSeq lists its product as uncharacterized. Gene Ontology annotation, molecular function: FAD transmembrane transporter activity; folic acid transmembrane transporter activity. Gene Ontology annotation, biological process: nucleotide transport; folate import into mitochondrion. NCBI's taxonomy places the organism in Eukaryota, Metazoa, Arthropoda, Insecta, Orthoptera, Acrididae. Bases 66 to 1022 code for a protein of 318 amino acids. The transcript is spliced from 5 exons. The record is from RefSeq and is a predicted model, not a curated record.